This is a messenger RNA of Sarcophilus harrisii (Tasmanian devil), 2221 nucleotides long. It is a transcript of the gene TMA16, whose product is annotated as translation machinery associated 16 homolog. Gene Ontology annotation, cellular component: nucleus. The record is from RefSeq and is a predicted model, not a curated record. The transcript has 7 exons. Lineage: Eukaryota; Metazoa; Chordata; Mammalia; Dasyuromorphia; Dasyuridae. Bases 364 to 981 code for a protein of 205 amino acids.
UUCCGGAACCAUAGAAUUAACAGUCUUCGGUCGUGGGGGGAAUGUAAUCGAAGAGAGCCGCCCCACGGCAUUCCGAGUUUUCAGACUAAAGGUGGGGUGGCGAUUCUAUUCCCAACCGCUUCCCGCGUUAGUGGGCCGUCUGCGAACCCCAGGCGAGCCUGCCUAGCCCUUCCGGCUCCUCAUGGUGGCCCGGUUCCGUCAGGGAGAGGCCGGAAGGCGCCGGGCGCCGGGGGACGUUUUAGGAGGUCGCACCUGACUCCUCUUCCGGUGUCUCCCGGCACUUUUCCCCCGGCGCACGUGGGUUCCCGAGAAGUUUUGUUCGGGCUCUCCCCGAGCUCGGGCGGCGGCGGCCCCGACGUCACCAUGCCAAAAGCACAGAAGGGGAAAAGUGCAGGACAACAGAAAAAAAUUAUCCAUCCUUAUAGUAGAAAAGCAGCUCAACUUAAUCGAGAAGCUCACAAACAAGAAAAAAAGGAAAAGUUGAAGAAUGAAAAGGCUUUGCGUCUAAACAUUAUAGGUGAGAAACUACAGUGGUUUCAAAGUCACCUUGAUCCUAACAAAAGAGAAUAUUCAAGAAAAGAUGCUUGUGAACUAAUAGAGAGUUAUUUACAUCGGUUCAACAGUGAACUGGAACAGAUUGAAUUACAGAACAGCAUCAAAGGCAGACAGGGAAGGAGGCAUUUUUCUCGAGAAACAGUCAUCAAACAGACAGUGGAACGUGAGCGGAAACUCUACGAAGGCUAUGGCAUGGAAAUUCCCGACAUUGUGAAUGCAAAACAUCUGAGAACUUUCAGGGAAUGGGAUGGUGAUCUGAAGAAGCUGCCAAAUAUUAAGAUGAGAAAAUUUUGUGCUAAUGAUGGAAUUUCCAACAAGGAUAAGAAGAAAGAUAUUGUGCCUACAGAGGUAGACUUGGGGGAAAUAGACAGCCAAAGCCAAGAUGAGUCAGAUGACACUGAUGAGGAAAUGCUUGAGGUGGCCUAAUUCCAAUUGAUCUGAUUGAACAAGAAAUAAUUACAUUAAAGUACUCUUAAACAUUACUGGUAAAUAUUCUGUUCUUACAGAUUUAUAGAAUCUCUCCUAUUUUGGCCUGUAAAGUAAUAUUUGUUGUGCUGUUUUAAAAGAAUAUGUUAGGUCAUAUUUGAAAAAGAAUGAUUAAUAUUUUAAAUUAGCAAAAAAAGAAAUGCAUCCUACUGACUCUUACUUGAAUGUAUCACGAUAAGGAAAAAGGAAUUGGCAUAUCAAUUCUCCACUUUUUUGUCGUAUAGAAUAUCAGAAGUAGAAAAGACCUCCAGGUUCUUUUGUCUCAUACUCUUACUAUUUUGGAAUGUCUUCUACAACGUCCCUUUAAUUGGUCACCGAUUCUCUUGCCAAAGAUCUCUAGUGAUUCAGUUGUUUUGAGAGUAAGCCUGAUCCAAAUAAGCUUAGCUUUCAUUGUUGAGGAAGUUUUUCCUUAUAUCAGGCUUCAUCUUCUACUCCCAUUACUUCUGAUUCUGUUACUGCCUUCUAGCUUAGCACAAUUCCUUUUUAUCAUGAUAGUUUCUAAAAAAUACUCUUGAAGUGAGGCUCUUUCUCACAUUUUUUGGUUAGGUGUAAAAACUUGUUUCCUUGAUGUGUUUAUGUGUGCUUUAGAAGCCCAGAGUAGCAUUUCACUAUAGUCAGGACAAACUGAACCCUUUCAUUACCCUCUCCUUUUAUUAGAAGUAAAAAGAAGUAUGCUGUGUAGCAAGAAAACAUUCAUCACUGACAUAUUAAUUUUGCUUUCACAACCAAAGAAAGUGGAAAAAUUAAUAAGAACCACUAGUGUCUUUUUAUAUUAAUUCCCCCUCUUGUUAAAUUAAUCUGUUUUAUAAGUGGGGCAUAAAUGAAUUAGGGUUGCGUUUUCUGGCUGGUGUGUGAUUUUUCCUGAUUUCCCAUCAUGAAGUAUGAUAGAUCUUUCCAUAGCAACAGCAGUCUUAAACGAUAGAAAGAAUAUAUAGAUAGGUAUUUUCUUCUAAGAGAUGGAAUAAAUUGACAGUAUGACUUCCUUCAGAAUUAAGAGAAAUAGAGAUAUUUGCUGGGAAAAUGAGGUUAUUCAGUGUUAUUACUUAGAAAUGUAUAUUCGUUUCAUUUGUAAUAUAAGUAAAUUGUUCAGGGAAAAAACAAGUUGAGAGAUUUCUUUUUGUCAAUGUUUAAAAUAUAUACAUCCCUUAUGAAGGCUAAAAAUAAAAUUUAUUUUUAUAUU